UCUGGGUCAAGUGCUGGUAAAUGGGACUGGAUCUCAGCAGGAUAAGAGCUGAGGCAGGUGCACUAUCAGCUAAUGCUCGGGCAAUAGAAAUAACCACUCUUAAUAACGGCACGAUAUGCACUAGUCCGAAAGAAGAGCAUAAACUGAAACAGUGAUUGGACCCAAAACGUCGUCAAUUCUGAUUUCUCUCCAUAGAUGCUGCCUGGGUUUUUCCAAUAAUUUUUGUUUUUGUUUCUGAUUUCCAGCAUCUGCAAUUCUUUAAUUUUGUUUUAAAUGAGAAUAGACUGGCUUGGCCUCGGACGCUGAGAAAACAGCUCGGGGAAAGCCCUCCAGGACAUAAAUAGUCUCUUUUUUUCUUGUGGUCCCGAAGACCCUUGCCUGUCUAUAUGACCAGCUUAUCGAAGAGUCUUUAUUGGUUGAUGUUGUGAUGACGGCCCGUCAAUGGUGGUGGCGGCAAAUUCAAAGGGUAAGAUGGGCGCGGCACGCGACUCAAAGUCCCGGAGCGUUCCACUGCCGCGCGUGAGAGUUCCGCCCCCGCGCGGCCUGCCGCUGACACGGAUGACGUCACACUAGGUAACCGAGUCGGGGUGAAAGGUCGCCGGUCGCGUCUUAGCAACGGCGCUGCAGUAAGUCUCUGCCCAGGGAGUGGGAGAAAGCAGUGACUUUGGGGCAAUAUCACAUCAAUCAAGCAGCAAUGUUGGACACCGUACAGUACGCCAUCGAGGAAAUCGGUAGAAACUACUUCCUAACACUCUCCAACCUGACGGAUGACGACAUUGUCAACAUAUGGGCAAAUGUUUCUGCUUUUGUGGAUCGGCACAUGUCCCUCCAGAAGGGAGUACAUAUAUUAGGCUUGGGGACCUUUACAUUUUCACAGCAAAAGCUGGAUGUCGGCCAUAAAUUAAUUUUACUUCAGAGGCCAGUAUUUGUGAUGUCUGAAAAAUUGGUACAGAUCCAUGGAUUAUCCUACACAAAACAACACGUAUCAGGUGACAUACCUAUUGUUGAACUAAAUUUUACAUUCCUGGCUCUGGAGAGCCCGUAUGAUCGGGAUACAGUUGAAGGAUGUGUCAAAGAGACUCUGCAGAUCAUGUAUCGUUACAUUGCCAGUAACCGUAAUGUGCAUUUCACUUUUAAAGAUAUUGGAGUGCUAACGAUACGAAAUAACAAGAUCAAAAUGAAGUUUUAUAGAGAAUUUCUUAAUGCUAUGGAUGGUAGUGGAAGUUUAGUGAAAGCUCUUUCAAAUAGACCUGGGACUGCAGACUCAAUAAAGUCAAUCAGAGAUGUGUGCACAAGUCGACCUGCCACGACCAACUCGGUUUUAUUUCCCAGGAUUUCGCCAGGUGAUCUCAAUGAAAGAAAAUCAAUGUUGUUGUCAAUUAAAGAAGAAAACAGAGAAAACCAUGAAGCCCUCUCUAAACCUGAACAAAAUGAGCUAAAUAGAGAAAGUGAACAAGUUGAGAAACUGAAGGAAAGAGAGGAAAGUAGAGAAGCAACAGAAAUGCCUCAUGUCAAACAGUCCUAUGUUAAACAACCUUUGACUCCUGCCAAAACUUCUGCUGUGUGUCUGACAGAAGACUUUCAAAAGAUUACCGAGCACAAAGAUUUAUCAGAAAGGUUGUCUUCUCCAAAUCGUUCUCCAUCCUGUCAGCCUGGCAUUCAACAAACAAAUCGGCAGUCACUGAAACUCAAAGCACCACCAGCCAAUGCCUGCGCUGAUCAUUGCAGGGCAGGACAGGAGUUGUGCUACCUUUGCAUGCAACGUGCUCUGAAGAAUUUCCCUAUUGAUGUUUCGGAGAACAGAAGAAAAAGGGAAGAAGAGAAUGAACAAAUAUUACAGCAAUAUCAACAAAUAAAAGAUCAGGAAGCACUCUUCCAGGAGCAGUGUGAAAUGUUGGCUAACAGAGAAAUCAACCAAAGGAUUUCAGCAUUCAAUAUAGGAGUCGCUGAAGCCAAAAAGAGAAAGAAGAAUUCAAAGUGCAAAGACUCUUAUAAAGGAUACAUAUUUCAAAACAGACUCUUGACACCACCAGUCUUUCUGAAGCAACAGCAGUACGCACGGUGCCUAACUGAACAAAUUCAAGAGAAAAAGCAAAGAGAGGAAAAAAAGAGACAGGAUGAAGAGUUUAUGGAUCGCUUGGAACAAGUUCAAUUGGCUGAAGAUCUUGCUGUCCAGAGGCAGUACUAUCAGAAGGAGAGGCAUGAACAAAUAGAGGCCUACAAGAAAGGACUGGAUGUGCAGAGAAAAGAGAAACCACGUCAAUUACCAGCAUCAGUACCUGAUUCCUCUGAACCAAUCUUUGGUAACUCUGAGCCAGCUGGAAAGAUAGAAGAACAAAAGCAAAUUGCUUAUAACCUUUACAAAGAGCAGAUGCAGGCUGCUGCUGACCGUAAGAGGAAUGCCAUUCUGAAUCAACUGUACGAACAGAAAACUGAAUUAGAUAUGUUGGAAAGAAACAGAAAAGGCUUAAUAAAUGAACAUAAAAAACGCUAUGAAGAUCUGCAGAGAAUGCGUAAAGCAUUAGAAAAAGCAUGGACUGAUAAUGUAACAAUGAAGCGACUGAAAAACUAUGAAGAAAAUCGAUACUCAAAGGCUAGAGGACUUUUCCUACUUGAUCAGUGUAAUAAAUAUCGACGUUGCUUUCAGUGUCAACGACGUUUAUCAAACAUUGGCCAGUCAAAUAUUUGGAACAGUACAUUCAUUACAACUGGAACAAAUUAGUGAAUUAACUUACUCCUAAUACAAUGGACAGUCAAAUCCUAUCAAAAUCAUGGGAAUUCCCACUUUUUACAGUAUCUGAAUUAAUAAUGUAAACUGGUUCAGCAUAUUUCCUUUAGAUUUUCAUGGAACUACUUUUGCAAGGGAGUAUAUGUUGAACUGUUAAUCACUUUUUGUUUUAUCAAUAGAUUUUCCAUCAUUUUAGAAUAAAUCCAUUUUGCAACAUUGGCACUUCAAUCAUUUCUACUCUUGAACGCAUUGAGGCAAACUAAAUUUUUUUUUGCUUUGGGAUCUUCAGAUUUCAUGUAACGAUUUGGAUUUCUUCAACCCUUUAUAAAGCUGCUCCAGUCUUCUGGAAGCAUCCAAUUUUUGUUGAAAAGAUUUGGAACUGCCACUGAAAUCUGAAUGGAUUAGCUCAUCUUCAAAUGAAUUUUCAUGUUAGUCCUGAGAAGUGCAAUCUCUAUCUGUAAAUAGUAUACUCUCGAAAUGUAGUGCUCUUGGACACAAAUUUGGCUAAGUCAAACUCAGACUUUGGGCAGAAACCUUGGGAUGACUUGGUUUAGUAAAUGGUGGGCACAUUCAUUCCAUACUUAAUUCUUGUACACUGAAAAUCUUGACCAGUGCUUGAUAUUCCCCAACUCAACCAACUUCUAGCCAAGCCCUUUUUUGAUGCAGUUGCCGAUAAAACCUUCUGUUGAUUAGCUGAAAUAUAUAACUUAAUAAAAGGUUAAAAAAUGAAUAAAAUAUAGGAUAACAAUCUAUAAGCACUAUGGAUGACAUAAGCAAAAGUGCAAAACAAAAUGUACAUGCUACACAUCUGCAUUUUAGAUUAGAUUCCCUACAGUGUGGAAACAGGCC
Messenger RNA from Chiloscyllium plagiosum (whitespotted bambooshark), 3577 nucleotides. Its product is annotated as coiled-coil domain-containing protein 81-like. The record is from RefSeq and is a predicted model, not a curated record. Gene Ontology annotation, cellular component: microtubule organizing center. NCBI's taxonomy places the organism in Eukaryota, Metazoa, Chordata, Chondrichthyes, Orectolobiformes, Hemiscylliidae.